UCCCCAGCGCGGGGCCCCGGGCGUUGUCUGACAGGAGAGCGGGGCGGAGGAGGGAGUUUCCGCGAGGCGGGACAAGGCCUCCGAGGGACCCUGGCCAGCCGGCCGCGGUAUAUAUAGCGUGUGGGAGCGGGGGGCAGCUGAGAUCAGCGCGCGGCCCAGCCUGGGUUUUGGCAGCACAAAGGAAUUGGAUGUUUCAGACUACAGAUAUCUACAAUUUCUUCUUGUGAACUACAAAUCUCAGUAUGGAGGCCUAAGCCCCUUAAAAGGGACUUCAGUCUGAAAUCUGGGAGGUAGUUUUGUGCACAAAUAAAGAAACUAAAGUUAACAAAAUAUAUUUCUGUAUUGACCAGUGUAAGUUCUGUUUGCUUUCUGAACAUGGCCUACAGAGAUCUUUUAAUUAAUCCAUAUAAAAUACUAGAAUAUUCUAGCAUAAAGCCAUAUAUUUGUAUUAAAUGUUAUAAGAGUAUACUUGUACCCAAGCAACCUGGCUUAGUUUAUGAUGCCCAGAGUUGAGAGUGUCAUGGAAGAAAACACACUCGGUCUGUUCCAGGCCGGUGGGUAUAUGUGACAAGUUGGUGGUGUCACUGCUGUGGUCAAGAAUCAUUCUUGCUGGAGCUAUAGCUCUGCUGUAUGUAAGGUUGUUGAGUAUAACCUUUAAUUUUGUUUGUAGCGUCUUGCAUAUCUUUGGGUGAGGAUUGCUAAAACAAAGAGUAUUUUGUUUUGGCAGUCUGGCAUAUGAAUACACCUUCAGAAGUUUUAGGGCUGUUCUGUUUGUGCCUCUGUAAUGUCUCAGAUUAGAAUUUCAACAUAAGUAUGCGACGCUCUUAUCAAAACAAUCUUUACAGAUGUAUAAAAGCUGCAUUCAUAUUGGCUAUCUAGGAUGAAAUAAACACUUAAUUUUAAAUUGGAGCAUGAUAUUAAGAUGCAGUGUCUUCAGUUUUACCCAUUUUAGUUUCUUUAUUGGGGUGGAUUUUGAUCACCCUUACAUAUUUUUCUGUAUCUCUUCCACCCAACCUCCUUCUGCACCGAAGUGCCAUUGACUGUGAGAUGAGAAGUACAGUAUACUAAGGAAAAUGUGAUGUAUUGUGACAGGAAAGUCCAGUUGACAUACUUUCUGAACCUCCUAGAGUGUUGAGAUCGUGUAACUUUUCUCCAUUGAAAGCAGUUUUGCAGAUUAAAAUAAAAGCAGGACUUCCCACAUGUAUCAAAUCUGUUUAUGAAUCAUAAUUCAUUCCUUUCACAUGCGUUCAGUGUUACAAACCAAAAUGUUUCACUUUCAGGUCCUUACUCUUUUAUAUGGCCUGGGAGUUAUUCAAAAUCACCUCCAUGCACAAAACUACCUCCCAGAGAAAGACUUGUCCCAUUCUUCCCUAAUAUUUCAUUAUGAACAUAGUGGAAAGCAGCUCGUUCCUGGCUAAUCUGAUGAAUAACAGCACGGUGUGUGAACUGAAGUAUGAGUUGUCAUGUGAACUCUACAGAAUGUCCACGUUUUCUACUUUCCCUCUCAACGUGCCAGUGUCUGAAAGGAGUCUUGCUCGAGCUGGGUUUUAUUACACUGGUGUGAAAGAUAAAGUUAAAUGCUUCAGUUGUGGCUUGAUGUUGGAUAACUGGAAACAAGGUGACUGUGCUCUGGAAAAACAUAAACAGCUCUAUCCUAGUUGCAGCUUUGUUCAGAAUUUGCUUUCAGUUAGUAAUCUUGGAUCAUCCUCUCAUUCAGCCUUCUCACCUCCAGCCACAAUAAACAGUUUUUCACCAUCUUUGCAUUCCAUAACUGGUGCUCCAAGCUUAGAACAAAUUGGCUUUUUCAGCACUACUUUCUCCAGUUUUCCUCAAGAACCAGUAACUUCUAGGGCUGUUGAGGACCCAUCACACCUGCGAUCUAACUUUUAUAAUCCUGCAAUGAGCACAGAAGAUGCUAGGCUAUGUACUUUUCAGACAUGGCCCCUGACAUUUCUAUCCCCAACAGAUCUGGCCAAAGCUGGAUUUUACUAUACUGGGCCAGGAGACAAAGUUGCUUGUUUUACCUGUGGGGGUCAACUAAGUAACUGGGAACCGAAGGAUAAUGCCAUGUCAGAACAUAGGAGAUACUUUCCUAACUGCCCUUUUGUGGAAAAUAAAACUAGAGGCCAUCCAAUAUUCAGCAUUUCUAACCAGAGCAUGCAAACCCACGUGGCUCGUGUUAAAACAUUCAUAAACUGGCCAACAAGAAUUCCAGUUCGACCUGAACAACUUGCAAAUGCUGGGUUUUAUUACGUAGGUCGUAAUGAUGAUGUCAAAUGUUUCUGCUGUGAUGGUGGAUUGAGGUGUUGGGAGUCUGGAGAUGAUCCAUGGAUUGAGCAUGCUAAAUGGUUUCCAAGAUGUGAGUAUCUACUGCGAAUAAAAGGGCGAGAGUUUGUCAAUCAAAUUCAGGCGAGAUUCCCACAUCUCCUUGAACAGCUCUUGUCAACUUCAGAUACCCCUGUGGAUGAAAGUGCCAAUCCACCAACUAUUCAUUCAGAAUCUGGAGAAAGCCAUUCAGAAGAUGCAAUCAUGAUGAACACCCCAGUGGUUAAAGCAGCCUUGGAGAUGGGCUUUAGUAGAAGACUAAUAAAGCAGACAGUUCAGAGUAAAAUCUUAGCAACUGAGGAAAAUUACAAGACUGUUAAUGAUCUUGUGUCCGAUCUGCUUACUGCAGAAGAUGAAAAAAGGGAAGAGGAGAAGGAGAGACAAUCUGAAGAAGUGGCAUCGGAUGACCUGUCCUUAAUUCGGAAGAAUCGAAUGGCUUUGUUUCAGCAUUUGACAUGUGUGCUUCCUAUCCUGGAGAGUUUACUAUCGGCCAAAGUGAUAACUGAACUUGAACGUGAUGUUAUUAAACAAAAAACCCAAACGCCAUUGCAAGCAAGGGAACUGAUUGAUAUGAUUUUAGUGAAAGGAAAUGCAGCAGCCCACAUAUUCCGAAACUGCCUGCGAGAGUGUGAUCCUAUGUUGUACAAAGAUUUAUUUGUUGAAAAAAACAUGAAGUAUGUUCCCACAGAAGACACUUUAGGGUUACCCAUGGAAGAACAACUGAGAAGAUUACAGGAGGAAAGAACCUGUAAAGUUUGCAUGGACAAAGAAGUUUCUAUUGUAUUUAUUCCAUGUGGUCACUUAGUGGUGUGCAAAGAGUGUGCACCUUCCCUAAGAAAAUGCCCUAUUUGCAGGGGGACAAUAAAGGGUACUGUUCGUACAUUUCUUUCAUGAAGAGAGAACCUGCAAGCUCCUGUUCCUGUGCAUCCUAGCAGUGCUCAGGACUAACCCAGUGAUGUGUUAAGAAUGGAAAACUCUAGUAAAGAAGAUAAUGGAUAAAUUACUUGCUUAAUGUGGCUUAUGGGGUAAUAGUGGACUGUUGUGUGAGCAUGCUAGGCCUUAUGCUGCCAAAGAUCUUUUUUGAAACCUGUGUAAGUAAUUAUUUAAAAAUGAUGGAAACAUAAGAUCUAUUUUUUGUGAAGUAACUUUUUUUUCCAGAAAGUCUUAUCAAUGAGGAAGAGAUCUCAUAAACAUGCCUUUAUCCUAAUUUGAAAAGAAAUCCUUUACUAGUGAAGCAUUGUGUUCUAAUACAUUUAAUUUUAAAGCUGAGUCUUAAAUAACUGAAGCGUUUUCAUGAGACUUUCCUACAAAUGACACUUGAUACUUGUAAGACUACAGGAUCUUCUACUUCAGCUGUUCUGGUUGUAUCAAGACUUAAAAAAAAAUAGACUACAAAAAGACCUUAUAAAAGUCUGACAUUCUGUUAAUGUGUGUAUAAUUGAUAUUUAAUUAUAUGAAAACAGCAUUAAAAUGUUUUCAAUAAACUA
Gopherus flavomarginatus (Mexican gopher tortoise) is the source of this 3812-nucleotide messenger RNA. RefSeq names its product baculoviral IAP repeat containing 2 (gene BIRC2). The transcript has 9 exons. Bases 1384 to 3219 code for a protein of 611 amino acids. Gene Ontology annotation, molecular function: cysteine-type endopeptidase inhibitor activity involved in apoptotic process; ubiquitin protein ligase activity. Gene Ontology annotation, biological process: positive regulation of protein ubiquitination; negative regulation of necroptotic process; regulation of cell cycle. Gene Ontology annotation, cellular component: cytoplasm; nucleus. Lineage: Eukaryota; Metazoa; Chordata; Testudines; Testudinidae. The record is from RefSeq and is a predicted model, not a curated record.